This is a messenger RNA of Galeopterus variegatus (Sunda flying lemur), 583 nucleotides long. RefSeq names its product tubulin-specific chaperone D-like. The annotation marks the transcript as partial. Gene Ontology annotation, biological process: post-chaperonin tubulin folding pathway; bicellular tight junction assembly; tubulin complex assembly. The transcript has 6 exons. Gene Ontology annotation, cellular component: lateral plasma membrane. NCBI's taxonomy places the organism in Eukaryota, Metazoa, Chordata, Mammalia, Dermoptera, Cynocephalidae. The record is from RefSeq and is a predicted model, not a curated record. Gene Ontology annotation, molecular function: GTPase activator activity; beta-tubulin binding.
AAUGGACAAAUACCAGGAACAGCCUCACCUGUUGGACCCACACCUUGAAUGGAUGAUGAACUUGUUGUUGGACGUGGUGCAAGAUAAGACAUCUCCAACUGCCCUUGUACAUCUGGCUUUUAAGUUUCUUUACAUCAUCACUAAGGUUCGAGGAUAUAAAGUAUUUCUUCGCUUAUUUCCUCAUGAAGUGGCCGAUGUGGAGUGUGUGUUAGAUAUGGUCACAAGUCAGAACCCAAAAGACCACGAGACUUGGGAAACCCGCUACAUGCUUUUACUAUGGCUGUCCGUAACCUGCCUGAUCCCUUUUGACUUUUCACGCCUUGACGGGAACCUCCUCAUCCAACCCGGGCAAACACGAAUGCCCAUAAUGGACCGUAUUCUCCAAAUAGCAGAGUCCUACUUGGUUGUCAGUGACAAGGCCCAAGACGCAGCUGCUGUCCUUGUGUCCAAAUUUAUCACACGACCUGAUGUGAAGCAGAGGAAGAUGGCCAGUUUCCUAGACUGGAGCCUGUGCACAUUGGCUCGUUCCUCCUUCCUGACCAUCGAGGGGGUCAUUGCCAUGGACGGGACACUGCAGGCCCUG